AUGGUGAAUAGCGAAUCUAUAGCUGGUGGUGAGACAGCACCUCCUGCAGAGACCUGUGUGUGGUACAGAAAACAUAAAAUGUAAUAUCCAUCCUGUCUGCAAACACUGUGUGAGUUUAAGACAUGCUUGCGUCUGCAAGGUCUGAAUCAAAAAGCCACCAGCCAACAUGUUGAUCAAAUCUGUAAUACCGUUGACAAGAACAAAGCUGGAUGUAUUGCUGCUGUAAAUCUAGUAGUACAAGGAAAAAUGAAGCAAAAAUUAAAAUGGUACUUUAAGCUGUAUGAUGCAGAUGGAAAUGCUUCUGUUGACAAAAGGGAACUACUGAACAUCUUCGUGUGCAGAAAGUCUGUGGGAGCAGCUAAAAUACAAGGUGGUUUAUAUAGCAAAAAGACAUGGACAAAGAAUAAAGUUUCUUUGCAAGCACUACAAGCCCUCAAUGGCCAGCAAACUCUGAAUCCUGAAGAAUUUACCAACUUGGUGUUCCAUAAGAUCGAAACAAACGAUGACAAAUUGACUUUAGAAGAAUUUAUCAAUGGCAUGGAAAAAGAACAGCAUCUUCUCGAGGUUAUUUCCAAGAGUUUCGACCUUUCCAGUGUACUGAAAGUAAUCUGUGAUGGGAAACAGCCAGACAGACACAGGAGAGAGGCUUCUUCCAAACCAUCUGACAAGGCUUGUCUAGGGAAGGUGAAAAUGAAGUGGCUAUGGGAACGCCUUAGCCAGCUUUCAGUGGAUACAAAACUUUCAGUGGAGAAGAAAUGUGAUUUUCUGUACAUACAUGCUAUUGAUUUCAGGUUUUUAUUAUCAUUGGUAUCCGCUUAUGAAUAA
This is a messenger RNA of Physeter macrocephalus (sperm whale), 825 nucleotides long. RefSeq names its product guanylate cyclase activator 1C (gene GUCA1C). Gene Ontology annotation, molecular function: calcium sensitive guanylate cyclase activator activity; calcium ion binding. Lineage: Eukaryota; Metazoa; Chordata; Mammalia; Artiodactyla; Physeteridae. The record is from RefSeq and is a predicted model, not a curated record.